CAUGGCGCGGCGGGCAGCCCCGGGGCGGCGCGCAGCCGCGUGCAGGUGCUGGGCGCCGCCAACUGGAGCCUGGUGCUGCGCGGCCAGUGGAUGGUGCAGUUCUAUGCCCCCUGGUGUUCAGCUUGUCAGCGGCUUGAAUCAACUUGGGAGGAUUUUGCAAAGGAAAGCGAACUUCUAGAUCUCGCUGUAGGGAAAGUGGAUGUCACGGAAGAACCAGGUUUGAGUGGCCGUUUCUUUGUCACAACACUUCCUACUAUUUACCAUGCAAAGGAUGGAGUAUUUCGCAGGUACCGUGGCUCAAGAACAUCAGAAGACCUUCAAGGCUAUAUUCUGGAGAGAAAAUGGGAGGCUGUAGAACCUGUAGCAGCAUGGAAAUCCCCUUCUUCUAUAAUGAUGAAUGGAAUGGCAGGACUUUUUCGCUUGUCUGGAUGGAUCAGGCAAAUUCACAGCUACUUCACAGACACUCUUGGAAUUCAUGUUUGGGGUUCUUAUGCAAUUUUCAUCUUGGCCACCUUAUUGAUUGGUUUAACCCUGGGCUUGAUCCUGGUUUUGAUAUCAGACUGUCUUUGCCCAGCCAAAUCAAGGUACAGAGAUGAAACCUCUGUGGAAGUGACUGAAAAGGAGAAUGUAGAGCACACUACUGGUGAAGAGCAGGAAGAGGCUGAAGAGCUUUCAGCAGAUGAGUUAGAAGAAGCUGAGAAUGAAAAGAAGGACCUUUCAGAUGGAGAAGAUGGGGCUCAUUCAAGUGCUGAUGGUUCAGAAGAAGACUCUGCAGUUGAUGAAGGGUCAGGGACAGAAGAGAUAGAAGACAUCUCUGAACAACUUCCAGCUGAUCCAGAGACCCAGAGCUCAGUAAGGCAGCGUAAAAGCCAGGAGGCUGAUAGCGGACCAUAGUUCCCUUGGUGGCAGUUUCCUUAAACGUGGACCAAAGAAGUAUCAGGCCUUUUGGUCUGCAGCUGAAGCUAAACACUUGGUGUAUGUUUUAUGUUUACAUUAAGCAAAACCUCUGUUCUGCCUGAGCAGGCUCUUUUCUUUCUGAAACCAGUACUUGUUCAUAAACUUCCAGUCCAGACUUUUUUUUAUAGAAUACAUUAGCCAUGACAAUCACUCAUAAGUAAAAUUUGAUAUGUUUAGAAAUGUAUGAGAGGAAGGGGAAAUGAACACUUGAACGAGGGACUUGCUGUUAAUGUUGAUACGAAUUUGAAUUCACUUACCUGCAUUAACUGGAAGUGCCCUGAAGUAGCUUAGUAGAAGUCUGACUCUUCCAUUUGAAGUAUUUAUUUUCCUCAAAUGUCAUGAGAACAGCAGCCACACCAUGAAGUAGCAAAAGGAGCACCUUAGUCAUCUUCCAUUAAAACCUCUUUGUCUGGUGGUUUUGUUUUCAUUGCUCUCAACUGAAGCACCUUUUUUUAUUGCAUUUUCUUUCUUUUGAAAGUUUAUUGUGAAAAUAUGCCACAGUGUUAUAACAGUGACUGGUUUUUGUGCUGUGCUUGAAGUGGGGCCCCAAAGCUUUUCAGAUCUUGAUUAUGUAUUCAGAGGCAUAACGCAGAAGUCAGACUUAUUUCAGAUGGUGGUUUUAAUACCCGAGGGGUUCAGAUAGUUGUCAUUGUCUCAUAACCCAAAUUGUUCUUUUGUUUUAGGAUUUUUUUGGACUGUGUGCUUAAUAUGACAAGCUUGAACCUCAGGAGUUCUAAAAAUAAAUAAAAUAGUGUAGUAAGAGGAUAAGAAGAGGGAAUUUUUGCCAAAGUGUAGCCUUUCAUUUUUUAAGAUAUUACCAUGAAAUAUAUUCCUUUCUAAACCAGUACACCCUAAAAGCUAGCCAUAUGCAGAGAACUGUAGGGUUUUUUUUUUGUUUUUGUUUUUUAUUUUUUGGCCAUUCCCAGUCCAGAGUAGUUCUUUGGCAGAAUUAGGACUACUUUAAUAUUAUUAACUAAAACGCUUCUCAUGGUUUUCCCCUUAGUGUGCUGGCUUUAGUGGCAGAAAUAGUGGAAAAAAACACACCAGGGAAUGAAAGAAAUAGCUUUUUGGUUGUACUCUUUUCUUUAAUCUAUCUGGGGCUGUUUUGAAUUGUGUAAAGUGAAAAUGGCUCUUAAGCUAAUUUGCUGACAGCCCCUCAUGCUUUGUAGUUUAUUCAGUAAAUCAUUUUUUUCCCUUGUUCCAGUUGGCUUGAUUUACAGUAAGGGAUUGAAUAUGAAAUCUUGAACGUUCCAAUUUUGGUAGUGUAUUGAUCAAGAUUGCAUAAGAAGCAAAGUUUUGAGGUUGUAUUCCCCCCCUCCCCUUUUAUUGCAUAAACCUGGUUAAGUAGCUUUGCUCCAUUUUCUUUUUCCAAGAAUAAAGAGCGUUUGCCUCCUUGUGUUAGACAAGGGAUAUUGCAUGUGCACAAAGGUCUCUUUUUUGAGCCUAGUCAGUUUUGGUCUUGAGUUGCUUGAUUCACUGAUAAUGCAAACUUUAUUCAGCAGAAAGCAAUCUUUCUACUGUCUUAAGUGGUUUCAAUACUUACUUGUGUAUGUUGUGUUCAUAGGGCCUGAUCUUGGAUUGUUCACAUCAGUGUAGUUACAACUGCUUUAUUGAAAUCUCGAGGGUAAAGAUCAGAUUUGGACCUGUACUUAAUUGUCUCCUUGACAGAAGUAUGGUCAAGUCAGGUAUUUAUGGUAUUCUGACAACCAUGAAGAUUAAUUACCUUUAUUGUUUAACUUUUUGGAUUUGUACAUGGAUUUGGAGAAGAUUUAUUAAGCAGUUAUGGGAGUAAAUAUUUUGUUGCAGUGCUCUGAAAUGAGAGAUGAUGAAUGAGAAUGAGAGCAGAUGGCCUGACUUGUCUGGAGACAAUCCCCUAAACUUCUGUAGUGCAGCUGAGGUCUCCUGUUUUUAAUGGGACAUAGUUGACGUAAAUCACAUUUGCUAUCAGGCAGGGAAAAACUUAGCACACUUAGCAGAACUCUAUAUACUGUCCUUCCCUUCCCUCCCCCCCACACAGUGCAGUAAGUUUCUCUUAUCUCCGUGUGAGUUGCUAAAGCAGGAAAAGAACAUUUAAAAAAUAGGAAAAAAAUGAGUGGGAGCAUGAGGUUCCCCAACAAGUGUAAGUCGUAUGAGGUGCGAGCUAUCCAUGUUAGACUGUCAAAUAGGCCUGGCAAAGAUCUAAAGCUUAAAGGUGGCUUCCUAGAGCCAUCUUUUAGGCUUAAAGGUUGAUGUUUUUUUAAAAUUCAGAGCAUACAAGACCUCCCUGUGUCUUUAAAAAAAAAUGCUAUAUGUACCAACUCAUUGAUCUGUUUCUAAUUGAGGUGCUUAAAGCUGAACCUGAAUUCAGGCACCUAUUUUUGAAAAUCCAGGCUUGGAAGUGUAAGUUAUCCCUUACAAGGUUAUCCCAUUUCUUAACAUCAGUGUCCACAUUAGUUAUUAAAUCUUAAGUGGGGAGUACUAUCACUAUACAGGUGUAAGUAUUACAGGGUAUCAUGAGAGCCACCAGAAACUUGCAUGUAGUUCUUGGAACUCUUUCUCUCUCUUUCUGCUCACAAAACUCUCAAUAAAGUAAAGGGGCAUUUUUGCAUGUCAUUGUUGGAGGGUUAGGGGGCAGAUGGGGUGCUGGUCUACUAAGAGUUCAGUGAAAAUCCAAUCUGGAUGAAAAUAUGUAAAAUCUCUGUUUCAUGUGGUGUAAUGCAAGGGGGAAACUUAUUCUUGAAUGGCAAGCCUUUAAGCACAUACUGUGAUUUCAAUAUUGAUCUCUUAAAUUGAAAGGGUUUUUUUUUAAAAGUACUGAUUAUUUUUAUUUUCACAAUGUUACACCAAUGUUCACAUCCCCAUCAUCUGUAAUAAUGCUACUUUUGUAUGUCAAUGUUAGGUAGAAUGCUGUAAUAAAACAUGAAUGAUUCUUGGGUCAUGGAGGAAAUCUAUUGUUUGGCUAAAGUUAGAAGGGAUAUUAUUAAAGGGGCAUUAUAAAGGGCAAAUUUCUCCUUGAUGAGAGAAAAAAGGUGUGCUCGUUGUGCAAUAAUAAAAAUGUGUUGGUAUGAGCCCUGCAGGAUUUAUGCUCUUUCACUGAAAAAAUACCUUGUUUGUCAGUCUUGAAAUUGCAUGAGUAUAGUGCUGUAGUGCUGUUUACAACAGUAUUAACCUUGCACUGUUACUGCAUUAUCCAAAGGGUUGACACCUGCCAUUUGUGCUAACUCAAAAUAUUGUUGGCAUCAACUCUGUUCUCUGUUUUGAGUCAUUUGGGGGGUUUUUUAUUUUGUUUUUUUUCCUGAGGCACAGUUUGCCCUGAGUGUUGAAUAUAGACAGAAUGCCUUUUAACGAGAAGCUGUUCUUCUCACAGUUGGCUGAAAAUGUUUGUUAGGUUUAAUGUAGUGCUCUUAAGUCUUGAGGAUGAGAUCCAGAUUUUCAAAAGUGACUGAUGGUUUCUGAAUGCCCAACUUUCAGAAGUUGAGGGUUCAUUGCCUUUUGGGCCUCCUUACGAUACUUCACCAUAAAUCUCUCCCCCCAAAAUUGAGGCAUCUAAAAAAAAAAAACAGUAAGUCACUUGUGAAAAAUUUAAGCCUACAUUGAGCACAAAUGAGGCUGUUCUACUUUUGCUUGUAUUUCUCAAAGUUUUGAGUGAAAAUACAAAGCUGCAUGUAAGUCUUAGAAUACCCUGUCUAGGUUAUAACCGUGUUUAACAAUGUUUGUUGUUUAUAUGGCUUUUUUCAUUGAAAUGUUAUGCAAAGUUAUCUUUUUAUACUAAAAGCUCUGCAGAUUUAUGCUAUGGUAUUUGUACUGGAAUUGCAUAUAAAUUUUGUAUUUAUAACCUU
Gavialis gangeticus (Gharial) is the source of this 4775-nucleotide messenger RNA. It is a transcript of the gene TMX4, whose product is annotated as thioredoxin related transmembrane protein 4. The transcript has 8 exons. Lineage: Eukaryota; Metazoa; Chordata; Crocodylia; Gavialidae. The record is from RefSeq and is a predicted model, not a curated record. The annotation marks the transcript as partial.